AUAAAAUGAAACCUCGUCCGAAGAAGACAACUAUUAAAGCAUUCAACCAGAAAGAUUACACAUUUGAUCCAGAAGGACUCCUUGUUGUUAAGAAAAUACAUAGGAAACAGAGUAUCCAGGAUCAUGCAUUUGGGGAUUAUCAGAAGCAGAGAGAUUUUGGGGAGGACCAACCUGUUGUUUUAACAUCUGGUAAUCAGAUGAAGGUCAGAGAUGAGUAUUUUUACAUGAACUUUACGGAGCAAGGUAGAAGGACUGUGCUUGAGAAACAGCCGAAAGAUUAUGCCAAACUUAUUAUGAAUUCAUUAUUUAUCAAAAGAACUGAUUUCAAACAUUUCAAUAUUCGGAGCAAAUCAAGAAACAUUCAAGCUCAAGAUACUUGGAGCAAAAGUCUCCAACAUAUGAGAGAAAUUCCAGAUACGACUAAAUAAAGAAAAAGUCAUGAAAAGAUUUCAAAGCCUGGAAUCUGCAAAGAAACUUUGUGAGCUUCUAAAAGAAAACCAAACUAAAGACCCUAAUGUCCCAUCACUAAGACCCCAAAUCUGGAACAAGUUCAUUAAAACCACAAGGAACUUAUGAAUAAAACGACGUAACAUCCCUCUGAGCCAAAGGACCACCAGAAGAGAAGCCCACAAGAGAAACAUCAAAGUAUUAACACAGAAACAUCCCAAGAGGCCAAAGAGAACAGCAGUCUCUCAUAGAGUCCCAGAGAGGCUGAAACCAAAGAAACCGCAGUAAAUUUUCACAAAU
This is a messenger RNA of Moneuplotes crassus, 747 nucleotides long. NCBI's taxonomy places the organism in Eukaryota, Ciliophora, Spirotrichea, Euplotida, Euplotidae. The record is from the annotation of a GenBank genome assembly.